Molecule: messenger RNA, 1196 nt
Organism: Momordica charantia (bitter melon)
Lineage: Eukaryota; Viridiplantae; Streptophyta; Magnoliopsida; Cucurbitales; Cucurbitaceae
Gene: TPI
Product: triosephosphate isomerase
Biological process (GO): glyceraldehyde-3-phosphate biosynthetic process; glycolytic process; glycerol catabolic process
Cellular component (GO): cytosol
Molecular function (GO): triose-phosphate isomerase activity
Source: RefSeq, a predicted model, not a curated record
GUGAAGCGCCCGCGGGUUUUUCUACGGACCGCUCUUUCUCCAGACUCCACUUAUAAAUUAUCUGUGAAUCUGCGCUCCUGUUUUUCGCUGUGAUCGUAUUCUCUGCUUCUAGGAUUCUCAGGAAAAGAAAGAAAAAAUGGCCAGGAAAUUCUUCGUCGGAGGCAACUGGAAAUGCAAUGGAACAACCGAGGAGGUGAAGAAAAUUGUCAGCAUGUUGAAUGAAGCUGAAGUUCCUUCAGAAGAUGUUGUGGAAGUUGUUUUGAGUCCACCUUUCGUGUUUCUUCCGCUGGUGAAGAGUUUGUUGAGGUCUGAUUUUCAAGCUGCAGCGCAGAACUGUUGGGUUCGCAAAGGUGGUGCUUUUACUGGAGAAGUUAGUGCUGAGAUGCUUGUCAAUUUGGGAAUUCCCUGGGUUAUUAUUGGGCAUUCUGAAAGAAGACUUCUUUUGAACGAGUCCAAUGAGUUUAUAGGAGAUAAAGUUGCAUAUGCACUUUCUCAAGGCAUUAAAGUCAUUGCUUGUGUUGGAGAGACUCUCGAGCAGCGGGAAUCAGGAUCAACAUUGGAUGUUGUUUCAGCACAAACUAAAGCAAUUGCAGAUAAAAUCUCUAAUUGGGACAAUGUUGUUUUGGCUUAUGAGCCAGUUUGGGCAAUCGGAACAGGGAAAGUUGCAACCCCUGCUCAGGCUCAGGAAGUCCAUUCUGAAUUGAGGAAAUGGUUUCACAAAAAUGUUAGUGCUGAAGUUGCGGAAAAAAUCAGAAUUAUAUAUGGAGGUUCUGUAAAUGGUGCAAACUGCAAAGAAUUGGCAGGACAACCUGAUCUGGAUGGAUUUUUGGUCGGUGGAGCUUCUCUCAAGCCUGAGUUUGUUGACAUUAUCAAGUCUGCCACAGUGAAGAAAUCUGCAUGAAUGGCUGGACGAGGCAUCGAUGACCAAUGAGGUACCCGGGACAUAUGGAAAUCCUUGUUCUCUUGAGCAAUAAUGUUUGAGACCCAGUUCUGUAUUGUAUUCUCUCCUUUGUGAUGCAUUUUGACAUAAAUUUGGCACUGUUGAGGUCCAUACUAUGUUUAAGUUUGGACUGCGAUCAUCUCAAUUCUGACUCAGAUUGAUGGGUGGGCUUUCAGAUUUUCAAAUUGCUGCUUCAGAAUUCAAAGACUUGAGUUAUAAAUACACCUUGGUACUACAAUGAUUUUAUUCAUUUUUA